Molecule: messenger RNA, 951 nt
Organism: Tilletiopsis washingtonensis
Lineage: Eukaryota; Fungi; Basidiomycota; Exobasidiomycetes; Entylomatales
Exons: 5
Coding region: 1-951 (316 amino acids)
Source: RefSeq, a predicted model, not a curated record
AUGGCCAACGCUCCGCAGAAGCGCGGCGACAAGGUCACUUUCAGCGCGUACAAUUCCGGCAAGGGCGGUGGCCGCACGUACCUCGACGAAGCCGGCGUCACAUCGAUUCCGACCCGCGCUGUCGACUUCGAUACGUCCCUUGCUGCCAAGGCCGUGGCAAGGCUCGGCCACGGCCCUCCUUGCCCUGACCACCUGCCGUUCCUCUGCCGGCCCAAAUCAACGUCGCCUCCAGAAAUUGUUGCAACUUUCGGCACAGAGGACUACUAUGCAGCCCUCGGCACGAUCGACUGGGACAAGGUGCUGUUCGGCUUGGAUGCAAUGGGAAUCCGAGCAUAUGCAGACAGGUUCAACGCUGCGCACGCCGAGCCUGCUGCUCGUGGACACCAGACCGUGCUGGACUUCAUCCUUCGCCUGAAGUCCUGGCCAAGAGAGAUGUUCUCAGAGGGAAAGGGCCCCUCUGAGGGCUGGCUCUUUGAGCGCAUCCGCUUUUGGCGCCCUGCAGAGAGCCAGAUCAAAAAAUCUAGCUGGUACGCAGACACGGUCGCAAAGUAUGGCAAGCCCGAGGACGACACCCCUGCGACUCGAGAGGAAGACGAGGAGGACACGCAGCAGGAGACGGCCAACGGCGGGAAGCGCAAGGCCGCUGGCAGCGGGAGCGGCAUGAGCGUCGCAAAGAAGCAACACGCGACUACGCCCGCAAAGAAGCAAAAGACUGCUGCGCUCGUUGAGAACAUCUUCCCGCCGACGUCCAUCAAGGUCAAUCGUCUCAGUCCUCUCUGGGCCGCUCUCCUGCUCCUCGGCCUCCAGCCUCAGCACUUUUUCAGCUAUCGCGUGCAGCUGCCCAACGUCGCCGCGCCCAGCACGUAUCUCGGCUUCUACGGGGCGCUGCACCUGAUCCUUUUCCGCUUCUGGCUCGCAGGUCUGGAACGGACGCGCGACAGACGCUUUUGA